AUGUCUUCCGACCCCAAAUACGAUGAACUCCACAAGCAACUGUUCGAAGAAGGAUUGAAGAUGCGAAGAAGUGUAGUUGGCGAUGAGUACGUCAACCGCGCAUUAGAGAACGGAUCGACGGAGUUCUCGCGAGCGGGACAAGAAUUGGUCACCGAGUUUUGCUGGGGAUAUGCUUGGACCAGGCCAGGUCUCACAAAACAGCAGCGAAGCCUCAUCAACAUCGGAAUGCUGAUGGCCCUCAAUCGCGCUCCCGAACUCGCGGUUCACGUCCGAGGGGCCAGGAACAAUGGACUAUCGGAGUUGGAAAUACGCGAAGCCAUUAUUCACGCGACCACCUACUGUGGUGUCCCCGCUGGCGUCGAUGCUAUGAAAACGGCAGAGAAGGUGUUGAAUGAAAUGGCAGAGAAAGGCGAAAUGCCGCGAGAGUUGGGCAACAAGAGUGACAAGGCAUAG
Messenger RNA from Parastagonospora nodorum SN15, 453 nucleotides. RefSeq lists its product as hypothetical. Gene Ontology annotation, molecular function: peroxiredoxin activity. The record is from RefSeq and is a predicted model, not a curated record. Lineage: Eukaryota; Fungi; Ascomycota; Dothideomycetes; Pleosporales; Phaeosphaeriaceae. Bases 1 to 453 code for a protein of 150 amino acids. The transcript has a single exon.